This is a messenger RNA of Plectropomus leopardus (leopard coralgrouper), 1803 nucleotides long. RefSeq lists its product as uncharacterized. The record is from RefSeq and is a predicted model, not a curated record. Lineage: Eukaryota; Metazoa; Chordata; Actinopteri; Perciformes; Serranidae.
CACAGAGCAGUGAACAAUCACCCUGUAACUAACCGGAUCCGAUGCAGGCAGCAAACGCAGAUACAAAGGUGCCAGAGGGCCUCAAGAGAAGUCACCUAAACAUUGGGGUUCUUGAGGAGUUUGCCCAAAAUAUGGCCAAGAACAUAAUCCAGUCAUUACUAAGUCAAAUGGAAAUGGUGGAACGUAAGGUGGACAACCAGGCAUCCAGAUUUAAUCAGAAUCAGGAGAUGUUGGCUGAAGAGUUAGCCUCCGCAGUGGUUGAGGUCGCUCUGAAGGAAGUGUGUAGAGGUCAAAAUGUUGGGGAUCACAAAGAGGGAUCAGCUGAGACAAAGAUGGGUGGUGGACGGGCAAAAACUCAGCCUUUUCUGAAUGAAUCUGACAGCGAGAGACCCACAGAGAUAGAUCUAGGCAAAGAAAUCCAGACCUCCAAAGACACCCAACCUUGUCCUCCACCUCUGUCCCAGUCAGGGUUCCCAGUCGUGGGAUCCCUCGACUACCCAGAUGCUCCCCCGACCACGCCUCUCUUCCCCGAGCUUGAGAGGAGCAGACACAGUUUUGCCAGAAAGCUAAAAGGAGGCUUGGCCAAGGUUUUCUUGCCUUCACCUCCUCCACCAACCCCAAAGGACAAAGAGGACGAUUUGGAUGGAGGCGACCCCCAAGUGGAGUUAAUGGAGCAUCUGAUGCGCUCAUUGUCCACAGAUGAUUUGGCAAGAGACUAUUUUGAACCUCAUAUUGGAGCCAAGAUGGAGGCUUUUGCAGAGGCUCUUUCAUGUGAAAUCAUUGACUGGGUCUUGAAGGAAAAAAACGGAGAGCAGAUGGGUGACGAUCUUCAUCUACUGGCUCACCAACUGGCUGCAACCAUCAUCUCAUCCUCCCUCGAUGAAGCUAAAAUGCUUGUCUAGCAUUUUAUGUGAUCAGUGGGAUCAAAUUUGUGAUGACUGGCUUUUAGGCACAAACACAUAAGAACAAAAAUAUUGAUAUCCACACACGUUACCUCCAGGCUGACUGCUGCCGCCUCACAUUCUCACUGAGGUGUGGUUUACUGCAAUAAUAUUGCUCUAUAGUCUGAGUUUCUUCCUCAGUAAAGUUCAGUUAAAGCUUAUCCAGAUGAGUACGGUUGUGAAAUAUUAACUAUUUAUUGCAAAAACUGAUCAGAGAUCCAACAAAAAGACAGACAAAAUCUGGCACUUUUAAUGACACAUAUAUGCUGGAAGCUGUAUAUUCUGGAUCCUGGAUGAUGAAAAUGAGGUACUGGGUUUUGUCCAAGAUGGAUAAAAAGUACAUUGGCUGGAAAACUUAUGAUUCUGAUGGCAAUUUUGACUGGGAUCCAACUGCAAAACCAUAAAUGUCCUGUAGAUAGCAUCACAGGAGCAAUGAUCUUCAGCAUGCGGUCAGUGAGGUUAACCUGACUGAAGUGGUUUUUCUAUAAAUAUGAAUGACAAAUGGUUAAAGCUUUACUUUUCUUACUGGCAUUUUUAAUAACUUGCUUUAUUUGUCUUGAUUUUGCUUCAACAAUCAAUAUCCCACCACAAGUAAAUGGUGCACUACACCGCUUUACAAGUGUGGUGCCGGGAAGUUAUUUGGUUAUUUCCGCUCGCAAUCGACCUAAAAAUCUUUAUAGAUUCAGUGAUUCAUUUAUCCCCUGGACUGAGCUGAAUAGUGGCAUUUGGGAUGAAGUUGUGUUCUGGCUCAUUUUCAUACUCACUCACUUACUGAAGUCAGACCCGAGAGAAGAAGGAGCCAUGGUGCUUAACCAAAAUAGAGAUGUGAUCCUGCAGAAUAAUAAAAAAAAUGUUUUUCUUU